AUGAAAGCUAAAUCCGCCCCUGCAACCCGCAAGCCAAUCACCAUUCUGUUCAUCAGCCUCGAUCGGUACUGGCUGCUGACCAAGAAACUCGCCUACGGUACAUUUCAGACGCACAAACGCGCUGCUACCAUGAUUGCUAUUUCGUGGACGAUCAGUCUGCUGUUUUACACCGUAAUAAAUUUCGCUUGGGAACCUUUGGCAGGCGUUGGGAACGUAGAUUAUAAUGUCGAUUGUGAGCUGGAACCUUAUGACAACAUUCCAUAUAAUGCAUUUGCAUUUGUUGCCGAGUUUGUCAUUCCGCUGUUUAUAACAUCAUACCUUAAUGCGAUGGUUUACAUCAACAUCAGGCGAAGAUCCAAAGGCAUAUUCCGAGUUCAACUAGCUGCUGUGAAGUUACCAAGAUCUCCAGGCGAGAGAGCAGAAAGUAGUGAGAGGGAUCAAAAAGACGUAACACUGGAACUCACCACAAAAAGCCAAGGAUUAGGGCACAACACUGCUCAGGCGCUGCCAGAAGAAAGGAGCGAACCGAGUGAUAAGGGUGCGAGAAAGGAAAUAGAACUAACUCAGGAGGGAGCCUUUAAUAAUCUGGGAUUUGAUGAGCAGAUUGGGGAUACUAAUUCUCAGAUCAAAAAUGCUACCUCCGAUGAGAAGAGAACCGAGGUCAAACCUUCAGGACCGGCCGAAUCUCCGGACUCUAGAAGAUCUCAAAACCACGAAGUCAGAGAGUUCAGGCGUCAUCGCAAAGCUGCCAUUACUCUAUCGGUGCUGGUGAGCGUCUUCAUGGUAUCAUGGCUACCUUUCUACGUCACAUCAAUGAUUACCGCCUUUUGUGCUGACUGUGUCUCCGAUCUUGCAUGGGAUGUGGUGAACUAUCUGAAGUGGUGUAACUCUACGUUGAACCCGUUUUUGUACGCACUCUUGGUUCUACGUUUCCGGGAGAACAUAAUGCAUUUCUUAUGUUUCAGAACUUGUAGGAACCAAAACGGUCGAAAGUGACAUUUUGAUGUAACAGUUUGAAUACUGUCGUAACAUUAAAUUAGUAUGCAAUUGUUUGUAUUGGUAUAUCUAUUUGUGAAAAUGUGUCGU
Patiria miniata (bat star) is the source of this 1086-nucleotide messenger RNA. RefSeq names its product muscarinic acetylcholine receptor M5-like. The record is from RefSeq and is a predicted model, not a curated record. Gene Ontology annotation, biological process: adenylate cyclase-activating adrenergic receptor signaling pathway. Gene Ontology annotation, molecular function: G protein-coupled receptor activity. Gene Ontology annotation, cellular component: membrane. NCBI's taxonomy places the organism in Eukaryota, Metazoa, Echinodermata, Asteroidea, Valvatida, Asterinidae. The transcript has a single exon. The coding region runs from base 1 to 996 and encodes 331 amino acids.